CUCUAAUAACUAAGUUAACCCUAUAAAAAUUUGAAGUGUUGUGAGCAACAAAUGUGUAAAGUGGCAGAACAGAAGCAACACCGCCUCCAUCAGUUAAAAAGUUUUUUCAUUUUCCCAACUUCCAUUUUAGAAUCAUCUAUUGAAACUCAAACGCAUAACCAGUACAUCCCUCACAAAAUCAAACCCUCUAUAUUUUCGUGGAGAGCGGCGGUAGGGCUUGGAAUCGUCAGUGGCGGGGGGGUAUUUUCUUUUAUUUGAAUUGGGAUAUUGAGAUAAAAUAUAUGCUGACAAAUUUUACAAGUUCACAAAUUGAGAUAACAAAUUUGCUGUUGGUGGGUUUGGAUUUUGUGGGUUGGUUUGGUUGUGUGGAAUUUUCAAUUAAAAAAUUGAUUUUGUUUUGAUGGUGAAGAAGCAAUAACACCGAUGCUUAAACAGUUGAAACAUUUUACAUUCUCUUCAUAUUCAACAUCUUCUUGUUCCACUUUGAUUAACUGCCUUCACUCUCAUCUCCCACAAACUCUUCACUCUCUUCUCCAAUACCAUGCUCUUAUAAUCACCUCUGCCAACUCUGACAACAUCUUCAUUGCCUCCAAACUUAUCUCUCUCUAUGCUUCUUUCACUAAACCCCAUUUCUCCACUCAAGUAUUCAACUUAGUUUCCAACAAAGCUGACACCUUUCUUUGGAACUCCAUCAUCAAAUCCCACUUCUCUAAUGCCAACUACCAUCAAGCUUUACAGUUCUUUCAUUCAAUGCGGUUAUCGAACACCCCGGUUAAUGAUUUUACCAUUCCAAUGGUUGUCUCUGCAUGUGCGGAGCUGAAUUGGAAAUUUUAUGGGGAUUAUAUCCAUGGGAUAACUUUAAAAUGUGGACUUUUUGAGAAGAACUCUGCUGUUGGGUCUAGUUUCGUAUAUAUGUAUACGAAGUGUGGUUGUGUGGAAGAUGCAAGUGUUGUGUUCGACGAUAUUGUUGAAAGAGAUGUGGUUGCAUGGACCGCACUUGUUAUCGGGUAUGUGCAGAAUGGGGAGAGUGCUAGGGGUUUGGAGUGUCUUUUUGAGAUGAUUAGCGUUGGUGGAGAUAGUGAAAAACCGAAUUUUAGGACAAUUGAAGGUGGGUUCCAAGCUUGUGGGAAUUUGGGUGCUUUGAGUGAAGGAAGGUGUUUGCAUGGUUUUGCAGUGAAGACUGGACUUGGAAAUUGCCAAGUUGUUCAGUCCUUGGUUUUGUCUAUGUAUUCUAAGUGUGGGGAUACUAAAGAAGCUUAUUUUUCAUUUUCUGAAGUGGCUGAAAAGGAUCUUCUUUCAUGGACAUCCAUUAUUGGUGUGUAUGCGAGAUCUGGCUUAAUGACAGAAUGCUUGAGUAUGUUUCGGGAAAUGCAGGUUGGUAGAAUGCAUCCAGAUGGAAUUGUAAUUAGUUGCAUGCUUUUGGGCUUUGGGAAUACAAUGCGUGUUUGUGAAGGAAAGGCUUUUCAUGGAUUAAUUUUGAAGAAUAAUGUGUUGGAUCAGAUGGUUCAUAAUGCAUUAUUAUCCAUGUACUGUAAGUUUGGACUUGUAACUCAAGCUGAGAAGUUUUUCAAGACAUGUUAUGAUUGGAACAGGGAGGCUUGGAACAUUAUGGUUAUUGGCUAUGGUAAGACAGGAAUGGAAGCAAAAUGUAUACAACUAUUUAGAGAGAUGCAACAUCUAGGCAUUAAAUUUGACUCGAACAGCUUGGUCUCUGUCAUUUCUUCCUGUUCUCAGUUAGGAGCAAACUAUUUAGGCCGGUCACUUCAUUGCUUCAUGAUUAAAAACUGUGGAGAUGAAAACAUCUCAGUCAUCAAUGCACUCAUAGAUAUGUAUGGGAAGAAUAGUAAUUUGACCAUUGCACACAGAUUGUUUUGUAGGGCACAAAAGGACAUUGUCACAUGGAAUACAAUGAUCUCAGCUUACACUCAUAGCGGACAUUCUGUCGAGGCACUUGCCUUAUUUGAUCUAAUGAUCUCAGGAAAAUUGAAGCCCAAUACAGCUACUUUAGUAUCUGUAGUUUCAGCUUGUUCUCAGCUUGCAUCCCUUGAGAAAGGUCAAAGGAUUCACUGGUACAUCAAGGAAGCAGGAUUUGAGCCCAAUCUAUCUCUAUACACUGCAUUGGUUGACAUGUAUGCAAAAUGUGGGCAACUUGAGACAUCAAGAGAAUUGUUCAACUCAAUGAAGGAAAGGGAUGUCAUUUCUUGGAACGUUAUGAACUCAGGUUAUGGGACACAUGGAGAUGCAAAAUCAGCGAUAGAGAUUUUCCAACAAAUGGAAAAAUCAAAUGUUAAACCAAAUACGCUUACAUUUCUUGGUCUUCUUUUAGCCUGUACUCAUGCAGGGCUUGUCGAAGAAGGGAAAUAUCUGUUUGAUAGAAUGCGGCACUAUUGUGUGACACCGAAUUUGAAGCACUAUGCUUGUAUGGUGGACCUUUUGGGCAGGUCAGGUAAUUUGCAGGAAGCCGAAGCAUUGGUUAUGUCGAUGCCUAUCCCUCCUGAUGGUGUUGUGUGGGGAGCUAUGUUAAGUGCCUGUAAACUUCAUAAUGAAAUAGAGAUGGGAGUAAGGAUGGCAAACCUUGCAAUUGAAUCUGAGCCUGAAAAUGAUGGGUACUAUAUAAUGAUAUGCAACAUGUAUAGUUCUGUAGGAAAGUGGGUUGAGGCAGAAAGGGUAAGGAAAAUGAUGAAGGAAAGGGGAGUGGGGAAGAGAGCUGGUUGGAGUGCAUUGUAACAUGAUGAAUCAGGAACGCUAUGUUUACUCCUUUAGUCAUAAAGGCAUAGUGUCACUCUAAUGAGUUGCACUGGUUGAGAAAUGAGGAACACUUGAUUACUUCUUUUUCACUUUCAGAUUGCAAUUUGAGAAGAGCUGUGGAUCAACAGGUCCAGGAAGACUGAACGAAAAUGUGAAAUGUCCUCAUGGGCAAAAUAGCUGGAGUUUCAUCUGGAAAACAGAGGAAUGUUUCUUAAUAGUUUUGCGCCGGACGUUGACUCUUGAUGGAAUGCAACAUGAUAACGCAAAACCGAAUUUGAAGAACUCUGCAGUUGUAUGGUGGAUCUUUUGGGCAGGAAGCUGAAGCACUAAUUAUUUCAAUGCAAUGCCACCUGAUGAGAGUGUGUGGGGAGCUUUAUUAAUUGCUUGUAAAACUGAUAAUGAAAUAGAGAUAGAAGGAUGGCAAAGCUUGCUAAUGAAUGUAAACCCUCAAAAUGAUGGCUUGUACAUGUAGCUGUUGGAAACUGGGCUGACGCAUAAAGGGACGAGAGUUGGUUGGAUUGGAUUGGAAUAUG
Pistacia vera is the source of this 3281-nucleotide messenger RNA. Its product is annotated as pentatricopeptide repeat-containing protein At4g39952, mitochondrial. Bases 424 to 2727 code for a protein of 767 amino acids. Gene Ontology annotation, biological process: RNA modification. Gene Ontology annotation, molecular function: protein binding; RNA binding. The record is from RefSeq and is a predicted model, not a curated record. The transcript has 2 exons. NCBI's taxonomy places the organism in Eukaryota, Viridiplantae, Streptophyta, Magnoliopsida, Sapindales, Anacardiaceae.